CACGUGCGCAGAGAAGAAGAAGGAGGGAGCCCCGAGUAUAUACAGUUAGAGUUUGAUAUUGCACGUUCUUGUGUCAUACUCUUAACCUCUGCGCAUUGUGUUUAAUCGUGUGUGUGUGUGUGUGUGUGUGUGUGUGUUAUAAUCUUAAAUCGUAUUUAUCGAAGAUACGAAUACGAUUUUACACAGUAUAAUGGCAACUCCAAAAACGUGGGCAAAAAUACAACCUGUAGAAAAUCCUCUCAAUCUAUCGGAUAUUACAACAGAACAGCUCGAUGUGAGAAUGCAAGAAAUGAAGUUAAAUGAAUAUUUAAAUGAUGACAAUAGAAGUAUAAUACAAGCAAAUAAAGAAAAAGAUGAAGUAAGUGAUGCUGACAACGAUGAGGUAAUAGCGAAUAUAUUACAAGAUCAGUUUAAUGAAGAGCAUGAUAUAAUGUUAAAGCGUAUAGAAGAGAAAGUUAAUCGUGAUUCAAAAGUGAGUAUCUCAUAUACUAAUUAUCGAACUUCUUCUUAUGAUACCAAGGAUGAAGAUAAUAUUGAUUCUGAUAGCGGUAACAACAGGGACUUUGACCGUUUUGUUAGCAUAGAAAAAGAGCAAGCUUCAAUACCAUGUUGUGGUUACAAGAAGGUAGAAGGAGGUUCUCAAAUAGUCACAAAGCAUGAUAUAUUAAGGUCUUCCCGGUUAAACGCAUGUCGUGUAUUGCAAUUCCCUCCUGGUAUUAGCACUGGGGACACAGGUGGGUUUGAUGUAAAAUUAGAUAACAAAGUAUUCAACAUUCUGCGCGCUCACAGUCAAGCGCAAAGAAAGAAAGGAAAACCAUCACCAAAAUCUAAAACGCAUCCAAAAUAAAAUAAACAAGAUAAAGCAGAUAGGAGCUUUCAUUUGAAGUAAAUACACUCUCGGUAAAAGAUUACUGGAGAAUUUUAAUUCGUCUAUCGUAUAUCAUGACAAAUGUUUAAAAAAAAAACGGCUUUUUUAAUAAAAUAGAAAUUGGUUAAAAGCCUGGAGGAAGCAGUAUAUUUUUAGCAUUCGGUACUCAUGGACUAUGUAACCAUUGUGUAUUUCAAGUAUACCUGCUUCUAAAAUAAAGCAUUAAUCAGAAAAAUGGCCCAAAAUUUAUAAAAAUUUAUCAAUUUCAAUAUACUGAAUUGAUUUAACCGAGAACUCACGACAUAUUAAAUUCGCUCCUAUUUCUACUUGCAUAUAUAUGGUGUAUGUAACAGGAAUUUAUACAUACUCAUUUGCGAGUGCAAAUAUAUAGGAUGUACAAUCUCAACAGAAGAAAAAUAAAUCAACUUCAAAUAUUUGGCAAUCAA
This is a messenger RNA of Harpegnathos saltator (Jerdon's jumping ant), 1314 nucleotides long. RefSeq names its product serine/threonine-protein kinase RIO3. The record is from RefSeq and is a predicted model, not a curated record. The coding region runs from base 191 to 847 and encodes 218 amino acids. The transcript has 4 exons. Lineage: Eukaryota; Metazoa; Arthropoda; Insecta; Hymenoptera; Formicidae.